Messenger RNA from Entrophospora sp. SA101, 306 nucleotides. The record is from the annotation of a GenBank genome assembly. Lineage: Eukaryota; Fungi; Glomeromycota; Glomeromycetes; Entrophosporales; Entrophosporaceae.
AUGGAAUCACACGCACAAAGUGCUCACUAUAGGUAUACUUGGGAAGAAAUUUCUUUUAUUUCUUCCAAAAUUUGGGAUAUUUUAGAUGACGGGAUAAAAAAAGAAUUUCAACGUAUCUGUUCGUCUGUUGAUGAAUUAUUUAAAAAUAAGAGAAAAAAUCAACCUCUACAAAUUAAUUUUUACCAAGCGCCAUCUUCACCAUCAUCGUUGGAACAAAGCACCAACAACAACAACGAAGAAAGCGUAAAUACCGAAGUUGCACUUACAGAAAUUGAAAAAACAGUGUUCAACGAACUGUUUCUUUGA